Messenger RNA from Lycium ferocissimum, 2022 nucleotides. Its product is annotated as beta-glucuronosyltransferase GlcAT14A-like. Gene Ontology annotation, cellular component: membrane. The record is from RefSeq and is a predicted model, not a curated record. Lineage: Eukaryota; Viridiplantae; Streptophyta; Magnoliopsida; Solanales; Solanaceae. Gene Ontology annotation, molecular function: glucuronosyltransferase activity. The transcript is spliced from 4 exons. Bases 256 to 1551 code for a protein of 431 amino acids.
UUACACUGUCCAUCUCCCUACCAAAUAAAACACAGAUUCUUGAAAACUUCAUCAGAUCUUCACCACCAUUUUAUAACUUAGGAUUCACAGCACACAAUUCUUAGAUUCUUGAACACAAUUCUUCUAGAUCAUCUUUCUUCUUCAACCCAUCACUGAAAUUUCAUUUAAAAAAAUACAAUCUUUCUUCUUAAACCCCUUACUGAAAUUUCAUCAAAAAAAGGAACAAUCUUUCUUUACUCUGUUAUUUAUUAGUUCAUGAAGAAGCUGAAAAGCUUUUACAAACACCUGAAAUACCCACCAAUAAGUGAACGCAAAUGGAUCUUUCCACUUACAAUCACCUCCCUUUUUAUCCUCUUCAUCUUCUUUCUCACAACCUUAAUUUCACCAAAUGUACUACCCGUUUUCAACCACUACACAACAACAACCCUUUCUCAUCACAACAACCUUAAUUUCGUCGAAUCAAAACUCCACUCUUUACCACGCGCUUCACCCCACGCGCCCCCGCGUUUCGCUUAUCUAAUCUCCGGGUCAGCUGGUGGUGGUGGCAUGUUGAAGAGAACACUUCAAGCUUUAUAUCAUCCUAAUAAUGAGUAUGUUGUGCAUCUUGAUGCUGAGUCAUCGAACGAGGAGCGGGUUGAUUUGCAUGAUUAUGUUGUGGGUGACAUGAUGUUUAGGAGAUUCAAGAAUGUAAGGAUGAUUAGUAAAGCUAAUCUUGUCACUUAUAGGGGGCCAACUAUGGUUGCUAAUACAUUACAUGCUACUGCUAUAUUGUUGAAAGAAAGUGCUGAAUGGGACUGGUUUAUUAAUCUUAGUGCUUCUGAUUAUCCACUUGUUACUCAAGAUGAUCUUAUUCAUGCAUUUUCGCAUUUACCGCGGGAUCUUAACUUCAUUGAUCAUACUAGUGAUAUUGGGUGGAAAGAGUUUCAAAGGGCAAAACCAAUCAUCAUCGAUCCGGGGUUGUACAUGAAUAAGAAAUCUGAUGUUUUCUGGAUUACACAGAGAAGAGGUGUGCCAACAGCUUUCAAGCUUUUUACAGGGUCUGCUUGGAUGGCGCUUUCUCGACCCUUCAUAGACUUCUGCAUAUGGGGAUGGGACAACUUGCCUCGAACUGUACUUAUGUACUAUGCAAACUUCAUCUCAACUCCAGAAGGCUAUUUCCACACUGUCGUCUGUAACGCUCAGGAGUUCCGCAAUACCACAGUAAACAGCGAUCUGCACUUUAUAUCGUGGGAUAACCCUCCAAAGCAGCAUCCUCAUUACCUUACACUUGAGGACAUGCAAAAGAUGGUUGACAGUAAUGCCCCAUUUGCGAGAAAGUUCCAUCAAGAUGAUCCCGUGCUUGACAAGAUUGACAAUGAACUCCUGUUUCGAGGUCAAGGUAUGUUUGUCCCCGGUGGCUGGUGCACAGGAAGUCGAAUGAACGGGACAGAUCCAUGCUCUGUAGUGGGUAAUACCACAGUCCUCAGACCUACUGCAGGGGCAAAGAGAUUGGAAAAUUUGAUAGGCUCUCUCUUGUCAAAUGACAAUUUUCGAUCCAGACAGUGCAUAUAGUGAAAACAAGUUUUUGAAAGUAGAUUUCUUUAUGAUAGUCUUCAUAUAGAGGAAAGCUGGUGAUGUUAUGAGUUGAUGGUUUUCUUUCGUCAGAGUCAAGACAAUGUAUCAUUUGCUUCGAGAUUCGCAUUCACGAGUUAUACUGCAGGAAGAAGUGCAAAUGUAGAGUAUUGCUACAGAAAAGCGAGGGCACGUGAAUCCGGUCGUGGUUUCCUGCUCUACCAACGUUUCACUGUAUUGCAAGGGAUUUUCAAUUCCCUUAUGCUGAAGUUUUUUACUACUUACUAGGACGGAGAAUUUUUGGAGUGUGAGCCCUCGCGGUAGGAAGUGUCUCAGGUUUGUUACCCCUUUAAUGUGUAACCAAUCUGGUGAGAGUUUCUUUUUGUUGUAAACAAUAUUAAAUAGGAUCUACUUAUGCAAAUAAACGGAUAUUGGAAUUCUUUCUUCUGUGUUUGUUUUACUAUUUUUUUU